Messenger RNA from Drosophila rhopaloa, 2208 nucleotides. It is a transcript of the gene Zwilch, whose product is annotated as protein zwilch. Gene Ontology annotation, cellular component: RZZ complex. The record is from RefSeq and is a predicted model, not a curated record. Bases 54 to 1979 code for a protein of 641 amino acids. Gene Ontology annotation, biological process: protein localization to kinetochore; mitotic spindle assembly checkpoint signaling. NCBI's taxonomy places the organism in Eukaryota, Metazoa, Arthropoda, Insecta, Diptera, Drosophilidae. The transcript is spliced from 4 exons.
UGCACUGGCUUUGCUUUUCAAACCCGCCGCUUUUUUUUUUUGUGAUUUUUAAAAUGUUGGCUUCUGCUAAUUUGGCAAAUGUCUACGCGGAGCUGAUGCGCCGAUGUGGCGAGUCCUUCACGAUCACCUACGGUGCACCACCCACCUAUUUGGUCAGCGCAGUGGGAUCCGCAGAGGCUGGAAAAAAGAUUGUGCUGGUCUUCAAGGAGGAUCGCAGUGGCCCAGUGGCUGGAAUACGAACCACGCCUACUAGGGCGAGGCCCAAAGAGGAUGGUUCGUCGAAUCUGGAUCUCACGGGCAGUCCUCUAAAGGACGAUUGCCUGGUGGACGCCAUAGGAGACCUGUCCAUAGAUCUGCAGCUGGAACACUCAAAUCCCUGGAAACUGGAGGAGGAGUACCAUCGAGGAAUACCCGUGGACAAGGCGAGGUCUAUCAUAUGCUCUGAGUUUCUUCAGAUGUCCGAAGGACUCGGUUCUGUGUGGAUCCUGUGCGAUGGCGCAGACUCCGGCCAAACACAGUUAUUGCAGUUCGAGUUUAACCCCACCCACUUCUCCAGGGGGAUCCUGAGCUACCAGGGAGUGCUGCCUGCCUAUAUGGUAAGCUCUCAAUCCCUGGUCCGGCAACAUGGCAAAGCUCCCGAGGAAACAUUGAUCGAAAACAGCUACCAGGUGAAUCCCCAGAUGAGGUUGCGAUGCUUCUGGUCCUCCAAUGCUGCUCUGCCCUCCCUGAUAAACCUAAACGAUUGCGAAGUGGCUCUGAAUCACACAUUUCGGGUAGGGGAAUGCAGUCCAUUGACCCAGGACUUUUUGAACCAGCUGCGCAUCUUGGUCUACAUUCGCGAAGACAUCGUCUCGUACCACAAGGAUGUCAAACGGGGUGUCGCCAGGGACCCCACAUACCGUUGUGGCAGUGGCGUUGAUAUGGAUGAGUUGAGAGAGUCCAUCAACCAAACUAUGACGGAUGUGUCAGGCUUUAUAAAUCGAUAUAGCAUUGGCAACGCAGAAUUUGACAUCGAGGAUGUGGUGCAAAGAGCCAAGGUGCGCCGGCUUACCGAUCUCACCGACAAACUCUGGGAGCUGCUCAAGUGCUGCGAUUCCUACAAGGACCUCAAAAUGGCUUUCAAUAUGCUCUUCCAGUGCGCCACUCGAUGUAACAUAGUAAACACUCCAACCAACAAAAAUCGCCUGGCCAAGAUUAUCACGGAGUUGGCCAAUCGACGUUUGGCCAUGCCCUGCUUAAGCGGCGCCGAGCCUUUGGAACUCCUGCUAGAGAUUGGCCUGGAGAAGCUGUACAAGGAUUAUGAGUUCAUCUACACGGAGAGCAAGAUGUGCAGCACCAAUCUGCUGAAGGAGGACUGCAGCGAAGCAGCGAAUGACGAUGGCUCACCGCAGAAUCUGCCCCAGCUACGAAAAUCCCUGCACAAUGCGGUUAGGGGAGAUCCGACGCCAGGAGCAGGAAUGCGAAAGACGCUGCUUCACCACAACGGCGCCGUCAAGUCGGGGAAUGCGAAAUAUGCUGGCGACGACGAUGAUGCAGGCUUCAAAAACAGCCAUUUCGACGAGCAGGAGAGCUCGGAACGCGUUUCCAAGUUGUUUCAAAUUCACUGCACUUUGGAGCACCUGCUGAUGAUGCACAUUCACUUGAAUCUGGCGAAUGUUUACAAUGAUGUCUGCUGUGAGCUGCUAAAGAAACCUCCUAAAUUGGUAGAGGCAAUUGAUGAUCAGCUGAGCGAUGUGAUGGACAUCCGCCUAUCCGCACACUAUGUCAGAGAUCACUUGGAUGGCAAAGAACCAUACUCACGGCACAUUACCAUGCGUUCGCAUAACAAGUUUCGUGAGCUGAAGACCACCUUCUAUUUCAAUUCGGAGAACAUUUGUCCCCCCAAUUUGGCUCAAUGUUUUCAGUGCGAUGACAAGGAGAUGGUGCAGGAGCGCACAUAUCACUCUUGGCUGUACCGCAAGAUUCUUUCACUUAAGUGAGGCAGGCCUGCUUAGAGAAAUUAAAUUGGCAAUGUAUUAUUAAUACACUUUUAAGCAUAAUUAAGCGUAUUGAAUAUAUUUAACAAAGCCUAUUUUAAUUUUGUAAUCCAUUCCAUGGCGCUCGAAUUUGUUAUCCUUCUUAGAGCUAAAAGCAACUCUUUGAAAUAACUAUAUCAUGUUAAAUUAUUAAAAACCAUGCUCGUUUUGGCCAUAAUUCUUGUAAACUAAA